AUGAUGAUGAUGUUUAUGAUGAUGACUUUCGAUGAUGAUGAUGAUGAUGAUGAUGAUGAUGAUGAUGAUGAUGAUGAUGAUGAUGAUAAUGUGAUGAUGAUGAUGAUGAUGAUGAUGAUGAUGAUGAUGAUGAUGAUGAUGAUGAUAAUGAUUCUGAUGAUGAUGAUGAUGAUGAUGAUGAUGAUGAUGAUGAUGAUGAUGAUGAUAAUGAUGAAAUGA
Messenger RNA from Echinostoma caproni, 219 nucleotides. Lineage: Eukaryota; Metazoa; Platyhelminthes; Trematoda; Plagiorchiida; Echinostomatidae. The record is from the annotation of a GenBank genome assembly.